UUAAUAAAAUGGAGCAGUUAAUUUGUAGAACUUGCCUCAAAACCAAUCUUUCCUCCACGAAUUGUGUCCAGAUUUACAAUUUGGUCGAGACAAAUCAAAUGACGAUCAAAGACAUGUUGGAGUUAUUUAUGCCCGAAAUGGACCUGGACUUAUUCGAGGGUGAAGUAGUGAUGUGCGUUCAAUGUUCCGACUCCUUGAGACGGGCUUACCUUUUCAAAGACACUUGCUUGAAGACAGAGGAACGCAUUUACGAUUACUUGCAACAGUACGACAUUAAACUGGGCAAAAAAAUUAGUUUGAGAAACAUUAUAACGCACAAUCUGGCGGGAAGCAAGGACUUGGGCGAUUUUAAAGUACCGGAAGGUUAUUUAACUUCGGUGCAAGACAGCAGUUACCUAAACAACACAGUGAUAAAACCGGAAAACCCAGAGUUAGGAAAAUCACGUAAGAGGAGUCAUUCAAGUGGUACAAAAAAAUCUAAAAGCGAUAACAGUUCGUUAAAACGCAGCUACACGUGCGACUUAUGCGAAUACAAAGCCUACAGAUUAGACUUACUUAACACCCACAAACAAAAACACGACAAAAACAUGUUGAGCGUGAAAGAAUACAAGUGUGAUUUUUGCACCUACACCACUUUGCGUAAACGGGCCUUGGACCGACACUUAUUCACUCACAAGGGCAAAUCGCCACAUUUGUGCCAAAUCUGCAACAAACCGUUUGCGGAAAAAUACCAGUUAAAGUUACACAUGAUCACACAUACGGGAAAAGAGCUUCCACAUAAGUGUGACGAGUGUGGCAAAGGCUAUUUGACCAAGUCGUAUUUAAAACAGCAUAAGGAGACGAGACAUUUGCCCGAAAAAUGCACAGAGUGUGAUGAUGAUGAGUGUGGACACGCAACUAGGUGCUAUAAGUGUAAUUUGUGCGAGGCUAGUUUUACCGAUAGGAGAGGGCUUGAGGCGCAUACUUUUACACACACGGGGGGCGAAUUGCCCUACAAGUGCCCCCACUGUAGUUUCAGCACGGCCUGGAAGGGCAAUUUGAAAAAACACCUCAACAAUAAGCAUUAAGAAGGGGUUUUGUGACGCUACACGGAUAGAUGGCAGCACUGAUAUUUCGUUGAAGAGGGCCACGUUUUUGCUUUAUUGGAGUAUUAUUUAUUUAUUUUUUCUGUCCUGAUUAGCAAUGUCAGAAAGUUUCAGAAAUUGUUUUUUACGUUUUUGGAAACUAAACGAGUUGGUAAAGCG
Messenger RNA from Tribolium castaneum (red flour beetle), 1244 nucleotides. Its product is annotated as zinc finger protein 99. Gene Ontology annotation, biological process: regulation of DNA-templated transcription. Gene Ontology annotation, cellular component: nucleus. NCBI's taxonomy places the organism in Eukaryota, Metazoa, Arthropoda, Insecta, Coleoptera, Tenebrionidae. The coding region runs from base 9 to 1067 and encodes 352 amino acids. The transcript has 4 exons. Gene Ontology annotation, molecular function: DNA-binding transcription factor activity, RNA polymerase II-specific; RNA polymerase II cis-regulatory region sequence-specific DNA binding; zinc ion binding. The record is from RefSeq and is a predicted model, not a curated record.